Messenger RNA from Gallus gallus (chicken), 3270 nucleotides. It is a transcript of the gene TGOLN2, whose product is annotated as trans-golgi network protein 2. The transcript is spliced from 4 exons. Lineage: Eukaryota; Metazoa; Chordata; Aves; Galliformes; Phasianidae. The record is from RefSeq and is a predicted model, not a curated record. Bases 52 to 1338 code for a protein of 428 amino acids.
GGAGCCGGAUGCGGAAGCAGGCCGUAGCCGGGUGAGAGGAGUGGGGUCGGAAUGGCGCUGCGGCUGCUCUCGCUCCUCCUGCUGCUGCUACUGCUGCUGCUUGGCAUUGCUGCCGAGGCCUCAAACGGGAAUGAUGUUGGGACCGGGGGCGCAGGUGGGGGGCAGGAACCAGAGCGCUCAGAGUCCAACCCUUCAGUAAAAGACGAAGAAUCCAACAAGGCACAAAAUGAAGGUAACAGAGGGACAGCAAAUGAGGAGAGAGGUGCAGGUGAUGGAGGGCAAAACAAAGACCAGAGUAAGCAGGGGAAGAACCCGUCCGGAGAGACAGGGCAACAAUCUGGCAAAGAGGAAGAAAAAAACACUGAGGGCCAAGACACCAACCAGAACAAUGGUGGGCAGUCUGGCAGCAACACUGCUAGCCAGCCCAGCACCCAGAACAGUGACAGCCAAAGCAACACCCAGGGUGGUGAUGAUCACGGGCAAAACACCCACAACAGCAACCAUCAGGACAGUAAGACCAACAGCCAAGACAGCCAGCAGCCGGGCAGUCAGACCGAGCAAAAUGGCAACACUGAUGGCAAAAAUGGCCAGGAAGAUGACAACACCGAUGGCCAAAAUGGCCAGAAAGACAACAGUGGCGGUGCCAACAGCCAGACCAACCAGCAAAGCAACAGCAACCCACAAGAUAACAACACCAACAAGCAGACCAACCAGCAAGACAGCAGCAAGCCGGAAGGUGAGAACACUGACAAGCAGACCACCCAGCAAGGCAGCAGCAACUCACAAGAUAACAACACCAACAAGCAGACCAACCAGCAAGGCAGCGGCGGCCAGGAUGGUGAGAAGACUGACAAGCAGACCACCCAGCAAGGAAACGGUAAACCACAAGAUAACAACACCAACAAGCAGACCGACCAGCAAGGCAGCAGCAACCAGCAAGGUGACAACACCAACACGCAGGAAGGCAAUCAGGGCAGCCAUGCAGACUCAUUGGGAAAUAAUGGCCAGUCCUCACAGUCAGUUUCAUCUGUUCAUGAGACCGAAGGCUCUCCAGAUGGGGAGGAGCUCCCCGAGGAAGAGGGUGGGGUGAGAAAUGGUAACGGUGCUGCCUCACUUAAUAAGGAGAGAGAGAAGAGUGUUCCCAUUUCUCCAGGGGAGAAGUCGGAGAACAGCCACUUCUUUGCCUAUCUGGUGACCACGGCUAUUAUUGUCGCCGCUCUGUAUGUUGCCUAUCACAACAAACGAAAGAUCAUCGCUUUUGCCCUGGAAGGGAAACGAUCAAAAAGCGGUCGGCGGCCCAAAUCUGGCGAUUAUCAGCGCCUGGAUCAAAAGAUCUAGAUGGCUCCUCAGGUGUUCAGUGGAAGAAAGCUGCUUGGCAACGAUGAGACCGGAAUGGUGGGACACCACCGACUGCCCUGCUGUAGCACUGAAUGAAUCGUAGCUUUGCUGUCGUCUUCAAAUCUCAGAGAGCAGGAGGAAGGGGAAAUGCUUUUACUUUUGCACCUGCACCUUGAUAACGUUCGACUUCUCACUUCCUUAAAAUGUGUUUCUCCUUUCCCAGCAGCCUGAAAAUGAAUUGGUUUCCUCUCGGGUGUCUGGUUUGUAGACCGUGGCCCAAGAGAAGCCAGCUCUGGCACUUGACAGAACUUUUGUGUCCAAAUGAAAUGGGAUUUGCCAUCUACUGUACUGACGUCUCCUCUUGAAAAAGUCUGCCUGCGAAAUGAGCCAUCUGAUUCUCUCCUUUCAGAGUCAUAGAGCUGCCUUUGUAACCAGCACUGUCCUGCUGGAAGCACAGAAGUUCUCUUUCUCUGUCCAUUGUAUUUGGAUGCUAAAGUUUGGAGCGUGGUUGCACUAGCUUGGAAAUGAUCUGCCAAGGACUCUGUUUUGAUCUGUUUCUUUUCUUCCUCUCUGCAAUGAAGGCAAUGUUAGCUUCACAUCUCGAUUCUCACCUUAAUGCACACCUUUGGGAGCACUGGAGCUGCCCUCAGCCCUCUGGUUGUAGCUUAGACUUCCUUACCUGCCCUGUGGCAGUUGUGCUCCGCGUGGCUCUGUUCCCUCGUGGUCCUCACAGCUGAGAUGCUUGCACUAAUGAGGACAAUUACUUUGAUGCUGUGAAAGCGAGCCACUCCAGCUUGUGAAGUUCCGUGCCGUACAGCUGCAGUGAUGGAGCAAACUUCACCUCAAAAGAGGACUCUCUUCCCUGUUGGUAAAAUGUCAUCGUGAUGAUGCAGAGCGGGUGGUAGUCCCGAAGCGUUUGGGAUGAAUGAAACUUGCAGUCACUCAAACCUCUUCUUCAGUACUGAGGCUCCUCAGCAGGAAAGGUGCAGCUCCUGCACCGAGGUGUUUCCCAGGCAGCUGCCCUGGGAGCAGAAGGGCGGCCUCUCUCUGCUCUUCUGCUGCUCUGCCCCCCUCCCCUGGCUUUGGGAGGUUUAAUGUGUUUGAAUGUACACCUCACCAGCAGCUUAUUGCUGUAUCCUCAGCGUCACUGUGGGGCACUUAAAUGAGGGCCUGGGACGUACUAGCACUGGUUGUAUUGAAGGCUGAAAAACGUGUUGAUUCCUGAGCUGUAGCUGUUACGCUGGUCUUAUUUUUGUAGUUCUGCUCCAAAGAUAUUUACUCAAGACAGGGCACUUCCAAAGGAUGUGUGUAAAGUGCCUGCCUGGCUUCUUAGUUUGGUUUUUUUUUUACCUAUGUGGGCAGAAAAUGAUGGCUGUGACACACGGAGCGCUCUUCACAGGGGUACACAUCUCCCUCCCACCCCCCAGAGCUGCACAGAGGAGUCCUGUUCCCCUGUGAGGACAGAGGGGGCCGCCUAUCCCCAGCCCUGCAUGAGGGGUGACCCUUCCCAUGGCUGCAGGGUGACGAGGGCAGGGAAGUUCCCUUGUCUGGCCAUGAAGGCUACAGCUAUAUUCUGUUUUUCCAGCACAAAGGGAGAGAGGGAGAAAGCUCCUCCAACCUCUGGGAACGCCUCCCCGUGUUUCUUUUCCCCUUUUUAAUGCUGUUAGGAUUUAGGCAGUGCGUUUCGAACCGGUCGAGGGAGGAGCGUGAAGCUUUUUCCUUUUGGCCACGGCACGUUUCUGAAUGGAUGGAUGGCAUCUGUGUGUCCGUGGUUGUUCUGCAGGUGGAGCUGCUCCUGGGCCCGCCGCAGGGUUUGUUUCCUGCUGCAGUGCAAUGCAACUUGCUUUGAAGGACCAGAAUUUUUAUAUUUCUUUGUACUUUUUUUUUUUUCCCCCCUCUGUGUGGUAAAGUCAAUAAAUGAUUUAAAAAAUA